AGACUUCCGGUGGUGUGUCAUGGCGGUGGCAUGGUGAAUCUUGCUGAAAGGAAAAAAUAACUAGCAGCUCUCGUCCUUUAAAUCGACUAAGGACGCAAUUUCAUGCAUAAAUAGAAUUAUCAGGUUCUGUUGCAUACUUUGGUUUUUUAAGGAGAGCAACCGCGGUUGCCAUCCGCCCUGCCAUGGCGGCACAUAAACCAGUGGAAUGGGUCCAGGCCGUCAUUAAUAGAUUUGAUGAUCAGCUUCCAAUUAAGGUUGGACACCAGAAUACCCACACCAAAAUCAGCACAGAGCACAACAAGGAAUGUCUCAUCAACAUCUCUAAGUACAAGUUUUCUCUUGUCAUCAGUGGCCUCACCAACAUCCUCAAAACUGUCAACAACAUGAGGAUAUUUGGAGAUACAGCAGAGAAGAACCUCUACCUCUCGCAGCUCAUCAUCCUGGACACACUUGAGAAGUGCCUGGCCGGGCAAUCCAAGGACUGCCUGCGUUUGGAUGAGGCCAUGCUUGUUAAGCAGCUCCUACCCGAAAUCUGCCAUUUUAUCCACACAUACCGCGAUGGCCACCAGCAUGCCACCGACCUACGGGCCUCAGCUUCUGGCGUCCUCUUCUCAUUAAGCUGCAACAAUUUUAAUGCUGUGUUCAGCCGGAUCUCUACCAGGUUACAGGAGCUUACGGUGUGCUCUGAGGACACUGUCGAUGUCCAUGACAUAGAGCUAAUGCAGUACAUCAAUGUGGACUGCUCCAAGCUUAAGAGGCUGCUCCAAGAAACGGUGCUAAAGUUUAAAGCUCUCAAGAAGCCUGCCCAGCUAGCAGUUAUUAACAGUUUAGAAAAGGCUUUUUGGAACUGGGUGGAGAACUACCCCGAUGAAUUCACAAUGCUUUACCAGCAGCCACAGGCAGACAUGGCAGAGGCUGCUGAGAGGCUGUUUGACCUCGUAGACAGCUUUGCAGAGAGCGCCAAGAGGAAGGCAGCCGUGUGGCCCCUUCAAAUCAUCCUCCUCAUCCUCUGUCCAGAGAUCACACUGACAAUCUCAAAGGAAACCGUCGAAGACAGCAAGGCGAACAAAAAACUGUUCCUGGAAAACUUGCGGAAGGCUUUAGCAGGCCAGGGUGGCAGCAAGCAGCUGAUGGAGAGUGCAGCGAUUGCGUGCGUCAAAUUGUGUAAAGCAUCGACCUACAUCAACUGGGAGGAUAAUUCUGUGAUUUUCCUGCUUGUCCAAUCCAUAGUCAUGGAUCUUAAGGCGUUGCUGUUUAACCCUGCCAAACCUUUCUGGCGUGGUACUGGCAGCCAGAAUACAGAUUUGGACCUCAUGAUGGACUGCUUUGUGUCCUGCUUCCGCAUUAACCCACACAACAACCAGCACUUUAAGGUCUGUUUGGCCACCUCCUCUCCCACGACCUUCCAUUUUGUCCUGGUCAACUCCUUGCACAGAAUAAUAACAAAUUCCCAUCUUGACUGGUGGCCAAAGAUCGAUACAGUGUAUUCCUAUUCUGGAGAGUUGCGCUUCAUGUUCUCCGACACCCUGAACCGGGUCAUGCAAGGCCUGAACGCACACCCUCCACUGCGCAUGACGCCGAGUCAGACCUUUAAAGAGAAAAUGACGACCAGCCUUAAAUUCAAAGAAAAAGCCACUGAAAUGGACACACGCAGUUACAAGUGCCUCCUGCUAGCUUUGGUUAAGCUCAUCCAUGCUGACCCUAAGCUCAUGCUGCAUAACCCAGUGAAACAAGCGCAAGAAACCCAGAGCAGCACAGCAGAGCUGAUUAAAGGGCUGGUGCAACUAGUUCCUAUAACAAACACCACACAGCUCUCUCAAGAGGCAAUGGAGGCUCUGCUGGUCUUGCACCAACCAGAGACCAUUGAACUGUGGAACCCUGACACUCCCAUGGACACUUUCUGGGACAUCAGUUCCCAGGUUCUUUUCCUCAUUUGUCGGAAACUAAUUGGCCAUCAAAUGAUCAAUGGACCAGAGGUGCUCAAGUGGUUGAGGGAGAUCCUUAUCUGCAGGAACAAGUUUCUUCUCAAGAACAAGGAGUGUGCCACCCUUGGAAGUGGCCUCCCGAUCUGCCGACAGGCCCAGACAAAGCUGGAGGUGUGUUUGUACAUGUUCCUGUGGAGCCCAGACGCCGAGGCCGUGCUUGUAGCCAUGUCGUGUUUCCGUCACCUUUGUGAGGAGGCUGAUAUCCGCAGUGCUGCUGACGAGGUCCCCGUACAGACAAUACUGCCCAAUUACUCAACGUUCAGCGAGCUGGCCUCAGUCAGCAACAUGAUGGGCACAGGUCGUUCCACCUUGCAAAAAAGGGUGAUGGCCUUACUGAGAAGAAUAGAGCACCCCACUCCAGGAAACAUUGAGGCAUGGGAAGACACAUUUGGAAAAUGGGACCAGGCAACCAAGCAUAUCCUUAAUUUUCCCAAAAACAAGGCAGAUGAUGGGCAGCAGGAGUGGAUAAAUAUGACGGGCUUCCUGUGUGCUCUGGGAGGCGUGUGUCUCCAGCAGCGCAGCACUCCUGGUCCGGUCACGUACAGCCCGCCCAUGGGCCCCAUGUGCGAGCGAAAGCACUCCAUGAUCUCCAUGGGAACCUGUGAUGUCUCUACUCCUGUGCCUGCCUCGGUCACCUGCGCAUCCUCUGCAUCCAACGAGACACCGUUGAGCCGGUUUCUGGACCGGCUCCUCGCCCUGCUGGUGUGUGGCCAUGAUCGUGUGGGUCUCCACGUGCGCACCAACGUCAAGGACCUGUUGGGGCUGGAGCUGAGUCCAGCGCUCUACCCCAUGCUGUUCAACAAGCUGAGGAAUAGUAUUGGCAAGUUCUUUGACACACAGGGGCCGGUGAGUGACGCAAAUUACCUUCAUUUUCUUAAAAAUGUCUUCAUUCCUGCUUUCCAAGAUUUGCCCAUACCAUGUUAUUGAAGUCUAUCCGUAGUAUCAUUAUCCCGUGGCCCUUUUUAGACUAAUCAAUUUCCAAGUAGGGAUCGACCGAUAUAUCGGUCGGCCGAUAUUAUCGGCCGAUAUUCGCGUUUUUUACGUGUAUCGGUAUCGGCCGAUACGCGGCCGUUUUUCGCCGAUAUUUAUUAUUUUAUUUUUUACUUGUUCUACCUCACCUGUUUUUACUAUUUGUUAAAUAUAGUUUUUUAUAUUGAAGUUCAAUAAAUGUUCCUUUUUUUUAAUUGAGACUUGUAACAUUUGUUAUCAGUGUAAUUUUUAUGAUUUGAGGGAGCAAAAAAAAAAAAAAAAAAAAGUAGUAUCGGCUCUAAAUAUCGGUAUCGGCGUAUCGGCUAAGGCUGAUGAAAAAAUAUCGGUAUCGUAUCGGCAAUUGGACAAUCCUGAUCAGUGUUUCCCGCAGGAUUUUUUUCAGCAGCGGUGGUGUGGUCCCCGAAGCCCUCUAGGGGGGUUCGGGGGGCAUGCCUAUGGAGUUAGAUUCAUGCCAAAACCCCGCACACACGCAAAACGUGUUUUGCUCACACAUAACGAUUCACACGCACACAAAACGUGUUUUACUCACGCAAAAUGAUUCACACACACGCUCAGUGUGGUUUGCAAAUACAAAACAUCAUUCACAAACUAAAGCAUUUUGCUUCAGAAACAAAUACAGUAUGUUUUACACAAAGUACAAAAAAAAUCCUUCAAGUACACAAAACAAUUCUA
This is a messenger RNA of Gadus chalcogrammus (walleye pollock), 3647 nucleotides long. RefSeq names its product neurofibromin-like. The record is from RefSeq and is a predicted model, not a curated record. Lineage: Eukaryota; Metazoa; Chordata; Actinopteri; Gadiformes; Gadidae. The coding region runs from base 183 to 2912 and encodes 909 amino acids. The transcript has 20 exons.